AUGCAUCGAACUCGAAGAGUCGCCCGGUCAAUUGACUCCGUAGGAGCCAUAUGCGGUGCCCAGGCGCCUCGUCCCUUCCUCUGCCACGUCUGCAGAGUCCAAGCCACCUCCUUCUCGACAUCGACGGUGCAGAGCUACCCAGAAACCGGAAAAGUCCCUCUCUCAGAGAGAGUUCGACGACGGAUAUGGGGUACGGACCAGCCUCCAGGACAGGAAGACCCAUAUGGCGGCCCCGGUAUACUUGAUCAGGUGAAGGCCCAAAACAAAGCGAAAAAGCUCGCGGAGCAAAAGCCCCCGGCUACAUCAGCUAUAUCAGCUACAGUACCAGAAGACUAUGAACCGGCAACUACUUGGGAGGGCUUGGAGCGGGUUGGAGGAUAUGGCAAUUGGUGGAAGGAGAAUUGGGAUCCCCGGCAUCCAUUUAUGGGGUUUCUCCCUCCCCGGAUUAUGACGGAUCCUGAGGAGGUGACUGCAGCGCUGCAUAGGGCGCUUGUUGAGGUUUUCGCCCUGAAACAAGCUGGUGAACCUCUGGAUGGUAUUUCGAAGGCGACACCUGGUGCGGAUUUGACACACGAUGUUCAAGUCAUCGCUUCGGAUGCUGGAGCUUCUUUGGUCUUCUCUGAGAAUGCCACCCUUGAGGAUAUCGUUCUGUCUUUAGCUCCCCAGGUUGAGGAGGUUAUCGAGGAGAAUCAUGCGACUGAGUCCGAACAAGAUAUUGAAGCCGAUAGAUCAACGGAGGACUUGUUACAUCCCGAAAAAGUUGAAGAAACCGUCGAACCGCCCGCCCACGAACCUCAACCCACGGAAUCUGAAGAAGAUGUUGCGGCGGACCGAUCUGAAGAAGAUCCCCUGGAGCACCAGGCACCGACCAUCGCAUAUGCAGAACUUGUGGCAUCGUGGGACCCCUCGUGGCUUCAAGUAUCUCUCGAUGAUCCUGAGAUCAAAUUCGCUGUUAUCAAACGCUCUCUACAACUAACCGGAGUACGAAUCUCAGACACAUCCAUCCGAUCAAUCACAACCGCAAAGUCCCUACUCUCACACCUAGUGACUCCCCCAAAGCCUCGAAAGCUUAUCGAAGCUCUCGAGCAGAAGGAAGAAUUCCUCAACCUUCCUAAUGUUAAGGUGCAUGCCAAAAGAAUUACCGCUAUUGAUAAAGAGAAGACUGUCGGCAGGUGGAAGCUCAUUGAGGAGGAACUGGAGAACCGCGGGCUUCCUCUCACGGGCUAUACGCGGCGAUGA
Venustampulla echinocandica is the source of this 1239-nucleotide messenger RNA. RefSeq lists its product as uncharacterized. The record is from RefSeq and is a predicted model, not a curated record. Gene Ontology annotation, cellular component: mitochondrion. The transcript has 2 exons. The coding region runs from base 1 to 1239 and encodes 412 amino acids. Lineage: Eukaryota; Fungi; Ascomycota; Leotiomycetes; Helotiales; Pleuroascaceae.